Molecule: messenger RNA, 2166 nt
Organism: Cylindrotheca closterium
Lineage: Eukaryota; Bacillariophyta; Bacillariophyceae; Bacillariales; Bacillariaceae
Source: the annotation of a GenBank genome assembly
AUGAUUUUUAGUAUUGUUUGCAGUGUCAUUGUGGCAGUGCGAUUGAAGGAUGACAACAAGAUGCCAGUCCAGACUCUUCAGCACUUGGUAGAGGAGUGCAUGAGUAGUGACAACAGAGAGGUGAAAGAGCUAGCUACUCUUGUUUCCUGCUUUGUGGUGUAUGUAUUGGAUUCAAGCUUUCACAAUGCAGUAGGGAUGACUACGCAAGAACACUUUGCCAGGAGAUGUUCUCAACUGAGCCAAAUGCAGGAAACAAGAAAGUUCCCGGCAUACAGCAGUAAAGCAAAAGCGCAAGUUCAAUGGACAUUUGCCCAGUGCUAUAAUGAACUUUGGUUGCAGACUAAAGAGAAACAUCAGAGAAGGAUUAAGAGCUCAGCUCAAGAAUACCCAUUUGUCACACGGACACAACAGGUGCCCAGACAUAUCCGGAAGAAAAGACGAAACGACAAGACAACUUUCUAUUUAUACAAGAACAAUGAAGGGAAGGCUGGUGCCUUUAUACAAUUGCUUGAAUAUAGGAAGGACAAAACUUGGCAAGAGUUAUAUUUCUUGGCAUGUACUCAAUGGACUGAGCAUGGGUUUGUGUUGGGAACACUUGUUCCAUCGAGAGCCAUUGUUCCAGAACCAGACUUACUAACCAGACUUACACCGCCAAGAACAAUUGCAAGGUCAAGGAGAACAAUUGUUACACCUGAGGUUACGCCAUUAUUGAGAUCUAACGUUAGUGCGAUGGUUCAAAAUGGCGUUGCUAUUGGACCAAAUAUCAACAAUACUAAUACCAUUCCAUUCCAUCUACCAAGGAGCCAAGUGGCAUUCAUCAGUGCAAAUCAGCAAUGGCAGGCUGCUAUACUACUUUCAGAACAAAUGUGUACUCCAGAGAGCAGGACAGGAGCAGCAGCAGUGCAACCAGCACACCCGCAACAAUCAUUGGAAGACAUCGUGGUGCUUGUGGCUCUGGUAACACUUACCCCACCUACCCCACCUACCCCACAGGAACCGAUAGCACUUAUUCCAAUGACCAUCAGUGCAACUCAGCAACGGCAGGCUGCUAUACUACUUUCAGAACAAAUGUGUACUCCAGAAAGCAGGACAGGAGCAACAGCAGUGCAACCAGCACCCCCGCAACAAUCAUUGGAAAACAUCGUGGUGCCUGUGGCUCUGGUAACACUUACCCCACCUACCCCACCUACCCCACAGGAACCGAUAGCACUUAUUCCAAUGACCAUCAGUGCAACUCAGCAACGGCAGGCUGCUAUACUACUUUCAGAACAAAUGUGUACUCCAGAAAGCAGGACAGGAGCAACAGCAGUGCAACCAGCACCCCCGCAACAAUCAUUGGAAAACAUCGUGGUGCCUGUGGCUCUGGAAACACUUACCCCACCUCCCACACAGGAAACGAUAGCACUUAUUCUAAUGACCAAAAGAGGAGUGUCAAUGCCACCAGUGCAAGAGGCUGAUGCCUCAAGUACUUCAGCAACAAUUUGUGUUGGUAUGAAUCAGUCAACCGCUGGGACUGAUGGCUCAAAACAUUUGGCCACACCUCAGCAAGCAGACACUACAGCAGCCGAAGCAGCAGUAGUACUAGCUACAAUUGAGAGAAUCAUGUUUGUCAGCACAGAGAGGAGUACUGCUAGUAGUGAUGAGGGUCAGAAUGAGGAACCAAAUGAUAAGGGUGCAUUAGAUGCUGGUGAUACAGACGAUGCAAACAUUGACAAGGGGGAGACGGUGCCUACAACAAAGUGUAGUAACAAGAAGGCAAAGCCAAAGAAGAAGAAAGCCCAAUCCAAAAAAAAUCCAACAGCGAAGACCAAGGAGCCAUCUGUAAUUGCUACAUCAAUAGCGAUAGCCAACAAAGAGUGGGAUGUCUGUGGAGCACUGGCACUUCCAAAGGGUCAUAUCAAGUCCUAUAAGAAGCAGCUUCUUGAGCUCGGUGGCGGGAGAAUCGAGAAGUUGAGAUUCUGUCAGCUAUAUUGCAAGACCGAUCUAUUGGGUGAAACCGGUGCUUAUUAUAAGGAGGGAGGAACCACGGCUUUCUAUUGCCGAGACUUUCUCAAAUAUGGUGGGUGCUGCCAAGAAUGUUUUGCCAAGAAGUGCGAGAGUGGUUUAACUGUCCGUAGGACCCGUGGAAAACAACAGAACUAUGCAAUACUGCAUAAUAGUGGUUAG